AUUAAAAAUGAAACGAGGCACGCAAAAUCAAUAAAACAUCAAGCGUCAACAUGAAAGGAAACUCUAGCUGAGAGAAUAUAGUGUUGUGCCCGCAUCAUCUGACCCCCCUAGUCACACAUAUUACAAGAUUACGACAGACGAGGUAUAUGAUGCACAGAGGUUGAUCAAUAUAAAGCAGAAGUCUCAUGUCCUUCAAAUGUUACUUGAACACUAACAAAUCAUACUCUCCGUAACAAAAUGAAAUUUCUGAACCCAAUCACGUUUUUUACUUUGAUGCUUCCCACAACUGUAAUGGGCGCAGGGAUUCUCUUGUUAGAGUCCUUGGCUCUGAAAGUGUUAAAGCUUGAAGUGAACGGUGAAAGGAUAGAAGCAAGUAUUACCGGAACAUUUUUUAACAUGUUUGAAUCCAAGGCAGAGUAUGAGGGGAAAUACGUAGGGUACAAAGAUGGAGUACUUGUCAUGACAGACAGCAACGAAGAUGUAUUGCAUUUCGUUUUCAACGAAGAAAGAGAUGCAUUCGACUUGGAGUACCAACCAGGGGAAUUGUUUGAAAUUGCGAACAAUAAUUUGAUCUACCCGCUGGGAGGGUACGAAGAUGGUGAAACAUUCAGAAUCGUUUAUAUCGGAGAAUAGAUCAGAAUGAAUACGGAAUCUUUGACCAGA
Molecule: messenger RNA, 663 nt
Organism: Metschnikowia bicuspidata var. bicuspidata NRRL YB-4993
Lineage: Eukaryota; Fungi; Ascomycota; Pichiomycetes; Serinales; Metschnikowiaceae
Exons: 1
Coding region: 238-633 (131 amino acids)
Source: RefSeq, a predicted model, not a curated record